Lontra canadensis (Northern American river otter) is the source of this 1745-nucleotide messenger RNA. It is a transcript of the gene GJA3, whose product is annotated as gap junction protein alpha 3. The record is from RefSeq and is a predicted model, not a curated record. The coding region runs from base 166 to 1503 and encodes 445 amino acids. Gene Ontology annotation, biological process: visual perception; cell communication. The transcript is spliced from 2 exons. Gene Ontology annotation, molecular function: gap junction channel activity. Lineage: Eukaryota; Metazoa; Chordata; Mammalia; Carnivora; Mustelidae. Gene Ontology annotation, cellular component: connexin complex; gap junction.
AUGGCCGCCUGGUCCGGGAGGCCGGGCCCUUGCGCGGGGCGCACGCGUUAAGUUGCACCGCACGUGUAAGAGAAAUUCUCCUUUUCAGAGCGGCCGGGAACCCUGCUCGAGAAGGAGAGCACCCGCGUCGCCGCCGCGGCAGAGCGGGGUUAGCACUCUGAAGCAAUGGGCGACUGGAGCUUUCUGGGGAGACUAUUAGAGAACGCACAGGAGCACUCCACGGUCAUUGGCAAGGUUUGGCUGACGGUCCUGUUCAUCUUCAGGAUCCUGGUACUGGGAGCCGCAGCCGAGGAGGUGUGGGGAGACGAACAGUCGGACUUCAUGUGCAACACGCAGCAGCCCGGCUGCGAGAACGUCUGCUACGACAAAGCCUUCCCCAUCUCCCACAUCCGCUUCUGGGUGCUGCAGAUCAUCUUUGUGUCCACGCCCACCCUCAUCUACCUGGGCCAUGUGCUGCACAUCGUGCGCAUGGAAGAGAAGAAGAAAGAGCGGGAGGAAGAGCUGCUGAAGGGCGACGGGCCGGCUGCACGCUGUGGGUCGGGCGGCCACGGCCAGAAGGACAAGCCACCGGUGAGGGAUGACCGGGGCAAGAUCCGAAUUGCCGGGGCCCUGCUCCGGACCUACGUCUUCAACAUCAUCUUUAAGACGCUGUUCGAAGUGGGCUUCAUCGCUGGGCAGUACUUUCUGUACGGCUUUGAGCUGAAGCCGCUGUACCGCUGUGACCGGUGGCCCUGCCCCAACACGGUGGACUGCUUCAUCUCCAGGCCCACGGAGAAGACCAUAUUCAUCAUCUUCAUGCUGGCAGUGGCCUGCGUGUCCCUCUUACUCAACAUGCUGGAGAUCUACCACCUGGGCUGGAAGAAGCUUAAACAAGGAAUGACCAACUAUCGCUCAGACACCCCUGAAUCCAGGGUGGGAGCCACAAAACCUGGGGGUGUAAGCCCACUCCUUCUCCCCUCCCACUCGGCCCCGCCCACGGUUACCAUCGGAUUCCCGCCUUACUAUGCUCACUCUGCCUCUUCUCUGGGACAGGCCACAGGGGUAGGCUACCCCGAGGCCCCUCCACCAGCAGCAGACUUUGACAUGGCAGCCCUGUCCGAUGUCCCUGGGAAGGACCACCCUGCCAAGUUCUACAACGGCAACCACCACCUGCUAAUGACAGAACAGAACUGGGCCAACCAGGAGGCUGAGCAGCAGACUUCUGCUAGAAAGGCCUCCCUUCCAGCUUCAGGUUCUGCAUCCCUGAGCCCUACAGGCAGCACCAAGGAGCUCCCUCAGGAGGGUGGUGUGGGAAGCAGUGCACCUGGCCUGUUGGAGAAUGGGAACGGCAGCAGCUUGGGAGAGAGCAAAUUGGAAGUGACUCCCGAUGAUGGGGAGGAGCAGCCAGUGACCACCGCAGUGGAGAUGCAUGUGCCUCCCUUGCUCCCAGCAGACCCCGGACGAUCAAGCAAGGCUAGUAAGUCCAGUGGCAGUCGGGCCAGACCCAAUGACUUGGCCAUCUAGUGGUGGUCUCUCCAGACAGCUUUAUAAUAACCUCUUUUCUAGCAACCAAAAACCAAAGUGCAGUUCCAGUCUGCAAGUAGAGAAAGCCUGGAGUGAGAGAGCUCUGGAGUGGAGGAAGGGAAGAUCAACCGGAAGAUAGCAGGUUUCUGUGUGUCCAUGCUUGCUGUUCUUAACACUGUGAGGUAGAGUGGAGAGAACGUCCACGUUUGCUGAGAUGAGGAGGUAGGGGCAAAGUGGGUGCA